AUGCUAUAUGCCAUCGGUCAAUCAGUUAACGUUAACUGUUACCCACUUAAUCAAUUUUAUCGUUUUGGUUUGGCUGCUGGUGACAGUGAAUUACGCUCAAAUGAUGAUGGUUAUACAUCAAACAUUUCAACAACAGUACCAUUUCCUUUCUUUAGAUUGUCUUUUGAUUCUUUAUUUGUGAACAAUAACGAUGACGUUACAUUCCAAACUCCUUUAAGUCAAUAUUCUCCCGAGCCCUUCCCGAUCAAUGGUUCUCAUAGAAUUAUAGCACCAUUUUGGUGUGACAUUGAUAAAAACAAAGGAGGUCAUCUAUGGUAUCGUGCAACAACAGACUCGACAACAUUACAAAAGGGAACGAAUAAAAUACGUUCUCUCUUCCCAAGCCUUGCGACUUUUUCGGCAUCGUGGAUGUUGGUUGCCACAUGGGAGGAUGUGUCAUCUUACAGCUGUGAUUCAUCUGGCCCAAUUUACUGUAACCAGGGAAAUACGUUCCAGCUUCUUCUCAUCACUGACGGGGUCCAUUCUUUUGGUUUUAACUACAAUAAAAUAACAUGGACAGUCUCAUCACAGAUUUUCUUUAAUGCUGGUGAUGGAACCUUUUACUCGGUACCUGGAUCAAGAACAAACUCUGUGUUAAAUCUCCCUCAGAUGUCAAACAUUGGCGUCCCCGGAGAGUACGUAUUUAGGGUGGACCAAAAUAAAAUUUCUAAUGCAGACACUGUUGAUGAAUGUGCCAGUUCUCCUUGUGUUCAUGGAAAUUGUUCAAAUGAAUACCUUCAUUAUAAAUGCAGGUGUGAUCCUGGAUUCUCAGGAGUCAAUUGUGAAAAUGACAUAGAUGAGUGUUCUAGUUCUCUAUGUAUAUACGGAACAUACACCGACCAUUUCAAUGGCUUUGUAUGUAAUUGUUUGUCUGGGUAUUCCGGAACGCAUUGUGAAACUGAUGUCGACGAAUGUCAAAGUUCACCAUGUACCCAUGGUAACUGUACAGACCAUGUAAAUAGAUACACUUGUCAAUGUUAUUCAGGAUAUACAGGAAUAACUUGUGGAACAGAUAUAAACGAAUGUGCCAGUUCCCCUUGCAUACACGGUAAUUGUACUGACCAAGUCAAUGGAUACACAUGUCAGUGUAUGCCUGGAUAUUCUGGAGUCAUUUGUGAAACGGAUAAUGAUGAAUGCGCAAGAUCUCCAUGCGAACAUGGUGUCUGUACAGAUGGACUUAAUAGCUAUCUUUGUGACUGUGACACUGGGUACUAUGGAAGACAGUGCUCUAACUUUGAUGCAGUCUAUUUAUCACCCUUUCUGAUUGGUCUUUCACUGUGGUUUCUUGCAUUGCUUGCAUUACUGAUGUUAAAAAGGUUUAAGAGAGAAAACAACAAAGAAACCUUUUCUGAAACCUUCAGUUUCAAUGAUGCACUUCUAGGUCCUAGCAAAAAAUGCUACUGGAAGAGUCAAGUGCCAACUAGAUCAUUACUCUCAGCAGGACAGCUAGCAGCUGUCGGAGAAGGGCUGCAAAUUCAGACAUAUACUCGACCUUUAUAG
Molecule: messenger RNA, 1539 nt
Organism: Saccostrea echinata
Lineage: Eukaryota; Metazoa; Mollusca; Bivalvia; Ostreida; Ostreidae
Product: sushi, nidogen and EGF-like domain-containing protein 1
Biological process (GO): cell-matrix adhesion
Molecular function (GO): calcium ion binding
Source: RefSeq, a predicted model, not a curated record